Arachis duranensis is the source of this 498-nucleotide messenger RNA. Its product is annotated as protein FAR1-RELATED SEQUENCE 2-like. The coding region runs from base 1 to 498 and encodes 165 amino acids. The record is from RefSeq and is a predicted model, not a curated record. The transcript has a single exon. NCBI's taxonomy places the organism in Eukaryota, Viridiplantae, Streptophyta, Magnoliopsida, Fabales, Fabaceae.
AUGGAUGUUGACUCGGAACCACUCAGUUCACAAGAUAACGUCAAAGAUUGCAUGAUGACUUGUGUGGAAGAAAAUGUUAACUGCACUUGUGAUUGCGGUGGCAGCAGUAAUAAGUGUGUGUCUGUGACGACCGAUGAUAUUAUAAACCAGACCUUUGAAACAUCGGAUGCAGCUUAUAACUUGUAUGUACGUUAUGCGAGGUUUAUCGGGUUUGGAGUUUGCAAGGGUGAUAUAGCACGUGAAAAAAAUGGAACACAUCACAGAAGGAGGUUUUUUUGCAGUAAGGAAGGAAAGAGAGCCGAGAAAUAUAUAUCUAGUUUGAGUAGGAAGAGGGAGCAUAGAGUGCUGACUUGCACUGGUUGUGAAGCCAUGCUUGCGGUGUAUCUUGACACUAAAAUUUUGACUUGGAGGGUUAAAAAAUUAGUCGAGAAGCACAACCACGAUCUUGUCCCACAAAUGCUUGGUGCACCUAAUUCCAAACCACCGAGGGUUGACUGA